AACAUUACUGUAAAAGAUGCCAUUGUGCCUAAACUAUUUUAUAGCAUGCGUUCAGCCAAAAGCUCUCCAGAAAACGACAAUAGGCUAAUUAUCAACACAAACCAGUUCUUUGGCGCUGGUUUCAAAAGCUACUUGUAUUGCCAUAUGCCAAUUAUUUGAGGGUUACAUGAAUGCUUCAGAUGUAUUUUUUGAUACUACUCAGCUAUGGUGAACCAAAGGUCUAAUUCUAUCCCUUACUGUCCCUGAAGGUGAGUAUGAUGAUGAUCUAAGGGGGAGGAGUAGGGAUAUCGCCAGUUAAUAACCACAGCCUGUCCCUGGCAGACAGCAUCACGAUCGCAGAAUGUACCGGGACCCCCGUGACGAGCGGAGCUACCUACCAGCUGCAUCACAUCUCCUGGUGACACCUAACAAUCCCUCCAUCCAGUACUUGUGAUUUUCUCUUUUUUCUUUUUUUUUUUUUUUUUUAAAACAGCACGACGUGAGGCUGGAAGCCUCUGACACCCCCCAAAAAACACACGCUCACACUCAGGAGCUGGCUCUCCGGCGCGCCUCCUUCCCUCCGACGCACUCCUCCGUAGCUCCUUCCUUUGCCGUGGACUGGGAACUUGAGCGACCUUUGUGAAAGGAGCAAAGGGCGAGCGGGACGCGCGGUGAAUGUAGCGGCAGGUUGGCUCGUGAGUCUGCGGCGCGCACGGCGGUGCUGUUGGACCCAAACGCACCAAGUCUCUGGUUCCUGUUUCACCCCGAGCACUCGAACCAUGUUUCUCGCCGGGAGUGUGCUCGCUCUCCUCUUGGCAGGUGUGUUGCCAUCUUCAGCACCAGUGUACCCCUCCUCCCCCCACACGGACUGCGUCGAAACUUAUCGAGUGUGCUCCGGCGACCCCCGGUGCGAGGCGCUGUACCGCGGCUUGGAGCUGUGUGCGGCCGACGCAGCCGUGUCCUCGCUGGGGGAGCAGGCGACCGCCGAGUGCCUGGAGGGACGGGACACUCUGCUGGCAAGUCACCCCGCUCUGCUGGCCUGCAAGUGCCACCGCGGCUAUCGCAGGGAGGAGCAGUGCCUGCGCAUUUACUGGAGGGUUCGCCUGCUACCAGGGGAAGAUGAGCUGGAAAUAUCUCCAUAUGACGACACGCUAAUGGAUACCCACAUGGCCUCCUUAGUGGCUGCUUCGUCUGUCAUGCAACUGGAUGGUGAGAACCAGUGCCUGAAGGCGGCACAGGACUGCGGCCUGUACGAGAAGUGUGGCUCUCUGCGCUCAGAGUAUGCCCUGGCCUGCACCAAGCGGGCCCCCGGAAUCAACCGGUGCAACCAGCACAAGUGCCACCGCGGCCUGCGGCGCUUCCUGGAGCGGGUUCCUGAGGAGUACAGCCUGGGCCUCCUCUUCUGCCCCUGCACCAACAACCUGUGUGGGGAGAGGAGGAGGAAAACCAUCGUACCGUCCUGCUCCUACCAGGAGCCAGAGAGUCUGCAACCCAACUGCCUCCACCAGCAGAGCUUCUGCCGCCGAGAUGACCUUUGCAGGUCCAGACUGGCUGAUUUCCUUAAUAACUGCCAGCCAUCUCCUCUGACGCCCAGCGGCUGUCUGAAAGAAUCAGCAGGCCUGUGCCUCCGAGCCUACGCUGGACUCAUCGGUACCAUCAUGACACCCAACUACAUCAGCAACAGCUCUGCAGACGUGUCGCUGUGGUGCAACUGUGAAGGCAGUGGUAACCAGUGGCAGGACUGUCUGAGACUGCAGCGCAUGUUUACCCACAACGCCUGCCUGCGUAACUCUAUCAGUUGGAUGGGGAGCCCUGGCUCCCUGCCUGCAGACAUCACCCCCCCUCCGGCUCCGAGACCUUCCCCGCUGGUUCGGGAAGACGAGCUGCUGAGAAACGACCACCUGCCUGAGCACAACAACAUCGAAGUAGAGGACGAGAAAGAGGAGGAACCGACACAGACAAAGGAGGUGAUCGAUAAAGGUGGCCAGUUUGAUGACAUCAAUGUCCCACAGUACUCAGAGAGGGCCACCGUCUCCAACCUGGGCUCUACCGGGACAGGGGGGGCCUCAUCCCUCACCGCCGGCUCGCCCCGACCCAUCCUGCUGCUCUUUCUUCUAUCAGCCUCCUUCAGCUGCGGGUAGAACACAGGAUACAACGGAGACACACACACAUACACACACACACACACACACACACGCUCACAUGUGAUGGACCUGCCAACAAUCCUGGACUCUUUGCUGUAAAGUUAUAGGAAACAGUAGGGAAAUGGACUUCACAUUGUGUCAGUUGCACCGUCUUGAUUGCUCACUUUGUCCUAGCUUUGUUCCUUUGUUCCUUGCUCCUUUGAAAAUGGCCUUUUGUUUGACGUUGUCUGACUGCAGCUGCUGUGGUGUAUUAGCAUACUGAGAGAGGUGCAGUCGUGGAAGGUGUUCACACAUAAGCAGAAAAAUACAUUUUAUUUAAGUGGCUGGCUGGGUUGUUAGCUCUCCAAUAUUAGGCAAAAUAUGUCGAUAUAUAUUUUAUAUUGUGAUAAUAACUACAUGUGGCUGUGUUGAAACAUGUCGGCAAGAAGCUACAAAUGUACCACGAUGAAAGUAGCAAGCUAGCUAGGCUAAAUUUUGAUUAAUCGGGUGUGCCUUAAGCAGAGGACCUAAGCAUUGUAGAAAAAGGUCCAAACUCUCAUGAAUCAUUGGAGUGUUUCCCUGGUAAAUCCAUUCCGUACAGCAUACGACGCACUUUUCACGUUAUUGUAGCAUAUGUUACUAUGCCAUGAGUUGCAGUGCUAACAAACAUAGCAUGUUAGGCUGCAAACGUGUUGCAAAACAAAUGUUAGCAUUUUAGCACACAAAUAUCAAUAUGUUGCAACAUUAUAGUAACCCUUUUUUGUAGUAGUUUAUUGUAACUGAGCGGAUCAGUUGAAAGGAGGAAUAUUCCAGACAUUCCCGUAGUUGUAGCUAGAGUUGCCACUCGUCCCUUGAAAUAUGGAAUCGUCCCAUAGUGGUCUUCAAUGCAGCAUCCCAUACAAAUAAACCCACCCAAAUUCUGUGAAGACUCGUCCUAUUCUGUCCCUGAUUGGGUAAUACUCGCUGCCAGCGUUGGUUUGAUUGGCCGCGAACUUCAAACAAACCAAUCAGAGUCAGAGGUAUUUUAAUUUGAAAGAAUGGUGGAGGCAGCUGCAGAUCCCCCCCACGUCCAGUUCUUAAGCGAAAGCGGAUGCAAAAGUACCGACCAGACUGGGAGGAACCCCCAGGGGACCGCAGAGUCGUCCUAACCACAUGCUAAACAACUUACUAUCCUUGUUAAGGGUUAGGGUUAACACAAAAAUCUACUUUAGGAUAAGCUGUAGCUCUAGCAGACGUUGCGUUGAUACUCGGAUCUCCUUCACUUGGCCUGUGGUCCAUUUUCAUUUUCUGGUCAUUUUAAUAAUAAAUUACAGAACAAAACAAAAAGAUACAAGCCAGAAAAGCACGACAGACAAAGGAUCCGAGUGGGAGAAUAAAGCAGCUGCACAUUAGAAACACCUCAAACAUAAAGAAACGCCCAUCGGCUGCAGUCGGAUCUUGUUGUUUUUUAUUAUUAUUUCUAAUGUCGUUGAUGGAUGAUUGUUUUUCACACUUGUUGCGACAUACCUCUCCACAGGUCAUCCUAACAAUGAUGAAGGGUGGAAAAGGGGCUAGGAUAUAUGACGCGUCAGUCUAACUUCAUCAGGCUGAUGGAUGGAGGGUUACUCGUCCACAGACAACGUGAACAUUGAGUGUGAUAAGUGUGAUGUGUGUGUGUUUGUGCGUGCAAGGAUCUGGCAGAGAGAUUGCAAAGAAAAUUGGAUUAUGCUUUUUGUCAUAAUUUGAGUCUUGCACUUCCCCGUUCCCAACCAAGUGAGCAAAGCCACGCAUAUGCCACACACAAUGCCCAUGUAGUGCGCUCCCCUUUGCUUUAUUGCUCCAUCCUCAUUCCUAUCUCCACUCAGUGGCGACACGGGACCCAGGCUGCCACGGGCAGCAAUAUGAAUAAAACCCUCAUAAUGAAAACAAUACACCGGAAAACAAUAUGAGCUCUAAAACGGCAGAACAAAUCAAAUAGCUCCCCAGCAGGCAAGAAAACACGCCCCAUACUUCUGAUACCGACACAGUGUCAGAAGGAACAGAGUUAGAAAGAGUGGAGGAGAGACAGAUUCAUAAAGAAGAAAUUUUGAGAGAAAAAAAUAAGGCCAAGUCCCUGUGUAGUCUUUGUGUUUGAUGUUUUACUUGCUUUUAGUUGGGAGGCUGGUAAUCAGUCUCUGACAACAUCUCUUUAUCAUCUGUCAGGCUCCUGCGGGGAGGAGUGUGUGUGUGUGUGUGUGUGUGUGUGUGUGUGUGUGUGUGGCAAUGAUCAGGCAAUGAUAGAAAUAGUGCGUAUAGCUGGAACAGAAAAAACCCUGGAGCACAAACAUAGCAGAAGAAAUAGCAGAGAAACGCCAGCUCUUGAAUUUCUAUGUCUUAUAAAUCUUUCUUGGAUUGUGUAAAAUCCAAUUCCAUCUGCAGGGGUUCCAGCGAAGGUGGAGAUCAAGAAGACAGAGGAAAGGAACAAGGGAAUAAAGUGUGUGAGGAGACAAGAAGAGAGGGAAGCAAGGGAAGACAAGACAAGGAGAUGAUAAGAGACAAAGGGAAGAAAAUAAACAAGUAGAAAAUAGACAAAUAAGAAAGCAGAAAGGGAUAAAAGUAGGAAGUGGAAGCGGAAAAGUGAAAACAAUAGAGGAAGGAAAGUAGAGCACUGAAAAAGGAGCAGAAGAAGGGUAGCAGAGGAAGAAACAAGAGGCGAGAAGGACUGAACUGGGAGAACGAGGGAAGGAGAAGAGGGGGAAAGCGAGACAAAAGAGACGGUCACAAAGAGGGGACGGAGCAAACAAAACAACAAUGAAAGGACACAAAUUAGAAGAGGUUUUUCUUCGAAAGGAAGACCGAAGAAAGAAAAGCAGAGUGAAGGGGGAAUAAAAGGACAUGAAGGCCUAAAAUAAAAGAGAAAGAGAACGUUUGUGCUUUUGUGCAGCCACAGAAAACAACCUGCAAAAGGAAUGAGGGGGGCGAUAGAGAGAGGGGGGGCAGGUCUGCAGUGUACUUUGACCUCUCUUUCUCUGUGUGCCACUGCUGAUAAACACACACACACACAGACAAAGGGCCUGUCCAUCCACAGCGAUAAGAGAGACUCACCUUUCUGAGAUUCUUCUUUAAACAUUCAGCAGGCUGAACAGAAAAUACUGUUCAUAGUAAUGGCUGCAAAUGUCUCAGUUAAAGGUUUCCUUCAGGCUUCAUGGAGCACCUGUGAAGACGUCAUUCUUCUCAAAGUUUGUACAUCCCGGCUGCUUUCCUCGCUUCUGGUCCUCAAGUCUUAGUCCCCCCCCCACGGGAGGCGAGGAAGGGACAGCAGGGGGGCGGAGGUUGAGGCGUUAGCCGCCCAUGUUUUACUAGGCCGUCGUAUUUUGAUGAGAAUAACUCGGCACCUGAAAACUUUAUGAAUAUAUUUAGUGUUUCUUGAAUUGACAAUGUGGCAUAAUGUGACGGGAAUGUUUAGAUGGGACUCAUUUUUGAUUUAACACACACACACGCACUUAGUGUUGAAUUCUGGAGAAUGUUAUUGAUGUAAUCAUUUUCCGCUAGCAGCUGUUUGCACUUGUAAACAUAAAGUCAUGAUUAAAGCAAUUGAAGUGGAUCUAGCCUGUUCCAGAGUAAUGUCAAGGUGAACUGUCAGACUGCUUUCACACAGGAAAUGAUUUGUGCACUGCUCGCCACUGUGCGCACACAUCCGCACGUCGCCCUUUUAAAGUUUUCAACAUGAGCAGUUAUAGAUAAUGGAUUACAGAGCGCUGUUCUGGGAUGUACACCAACUUUAUUUUUUACAAUUUAUCAUUUAACUAAAUAGAAUGUAACACGCACACUUAUGUCGUCAAUUUUUGUUCUAGGAAAAGAUACCAUUUUAUCUAUUUUAUUAUUUAUAUGACUAUAAUCAUGGUCAUGAAAUGAGUGACUUGAUCUUAAAAACAAUAUUUGUUUACUUGUUAACCCACUAAUUUCCAUGAACAUCUUCUUCAUCUCAACAUAACAGGACAAUAUUUUUUAUUU
This is a messenger RNA of Pungitius pungitius (ninespine stickleback), 6074 nucleotides long. Its product is annotated as GDNF family receptor alpha-4-like. Gene Ontology annotation, biological process: nervous system development. The transcript has 8 exons. Lineage: Eukaryota; Metazoa; Chordata; Actinopteri; Perciformes; Gasterosteidae. Gene Ontology annotation, molecular function: signaling receptor activity. Gene Ontology annotation, cellular component: external side of plasma membrane; signaling receptor complex. Bases 759 to 2120 code for a protein of 453 amino acids. The record is from RefSeq and is a predicted model, not a curated record.